GUCCUCCGUGGAUUCUCUUCUUCUCUCACUAGUCACUAUUAAGCUCAAGAGGACACUGCGAGAGAUCUGGCACAGUUUUCUAGAGAGAGAGAUUCUGAAAUUCUAGAGAGAGAGAAAAAAAGAAAAGAAAAGAAAAUGAGGGAGCCAGUGAACGACGUGUCGCCGACGCCACCUCCUCCUCCGCCCCAGGCGUUGCUCGAGAGGCUCAAGGAUUACGGCCAGGAAGACGCCUUCGCCCUCUGGGACGAGCUCUCCCCCGACGAGCGUCAGCUUCUCGUCAAGGACAUCGAGAGCUUGGAUCUUUCGAGAAUCGAUCGGAUCAUUCGGUGUUCGCUUCGAUCUCACGGGCUGCCGACGGCGGCGAUUGAGCCGGUGCCGGAGAGCAGUGUGUCGAGUGUGGAGGAGCGGAGUCUUGAAGACCGAGAGAGAUGGUGGAAGAUGGGAUUGAAAGCAAUCCACGACGGAAAGUUGGCCGUCUUGCUCUUAUCCGGUGGACAGGGAACUCGACUUGGAAGUUCAGACCCAAAGGGAUGUUUCAAUAUCGGGCUUCCAUCUGGAAAGUCACUCUUUCAACUUCAAGCUGAGCGGAUUUUGUGUGUUCAGAGACUAGCUGCUCAGUCUACAAAUGAUGGUUCUGCUGCACCACUGCAAAUACAUUGGUAUAUUAUGACCAGUCCAUUUACUGAUGAAGCCACAAGAAAAUUUUUUGAAAGUCAUAAAUACUUUGGUCUUGAAGCUGAUCAGGUUACCUUCUUUCAGCAAGGCACCAUACCUUGUGUUUCAGGGGAUGGUAGAUAUAUUAUGGAAACUCCAUACAGAGUAGCUAAGGCUCCAGAUGGGAAUGGAGGAGUAUAUUCAGCUUUGAAGUCUUCGAGAUUAUUAGAAGAUAUGGCUACGAGAGGCGUUAAGUAUGUGGAUUGCUAUGGAGUUGACAAUGCACUGGUUCGUGUAGCUGAUCCAACUUUCUUGGGCUAUUUCAUUGAUAAAGGUGUUGCAUCCGCUGCAAAAGUUGUUCGCAAGGCUUAUCCCCAAGAAAAGGUUGGUGUGUUUGUACGACGAGGAAAAGGUGGACCCCUUACUGUGGUGGAAUACAGUGAGAUGGAUUCGUCUCUGUCUUCUGCAAUCAAUCAACAAACGGGACGUCUUCGUUUUUGUUGGAGUAAUGUGUGCUUGCACAUGUUCACACUGGAUUUUCUAAACCAAGUAGCAAAUGGCCUUGAGAAAGAUAGCAUUUACCAUCUUGCCGAGAAGAAGAUUCCUUCUAUCCAUGGACAGACAGUGGGAUUUAAACUAGAGCAGUUUGUUUUUGAUGCGUUUCCAUAUGCACCAUCAACUGCACUUUUUGAGGUAUUGCGUGAAGAAGAGUUCGCACCAGUAAAAAAUGCAAACGGGUCAAAUUUUGACACCCCAGACAGUGCGAGGCUUCUUGUUCUUCGACUGCACACUCGUUGGGUAGUCGCUGCUGGUGGAUUCUUAACACAUUCAGUGCCCUUAUAUGCAACCGGUGUGGAGGUGUCACCUCUUUGUUCUUAUGCUGGAGAAAACCUAGAAGCAAUUUGCCGUGGAAGAACGUUCCAUGCCCCUUGUGAGAUUUCAUUCUAAAAAGAGUUACAAGAAUUGCUUUGUUCUUAAUUUGUGCGGCUCCUUUAUUCACAUGAAACAACUAGAGUGGGUGAAUUAGGUCCAUCUAUCUCGUUGAUGUGUUGAGAUAGAUUUAGUGGGUGAUCUGUGUUGUAUAAAAUGACAGUAUUGGGAUAUUUUGGUCUUGGUUUAACUCUAUCAAUAUAUGUUUUGUAUUUUAUUA
Rosa rugosa (rugosa rose) is the source of this 1804-nucleotide messenger RNA. RefSeq names its product UDP-N-acetylglucosamine diphosphorylase 1-like. Gene Ontology annotation, molecular function: UDP-N-acetylglucosamine diphosphorylase activity. Bases 136 to 1602 code for a protein of 488 amino acids. Gene Ontology annotation, biological process: UDP-N-acetylglucosamine biosynthetic process. NCBI's taxonomy places the organism in Eukaryota, Viridiplantae, Streptophyta, Magnoliopsida, Rosales, Rosaceae. The transcript has 15 exons. The record is from RefSeq and is a predicted model, not a curated record.